CGGGGCCUAAGUACAGGCCAUUUACCAAAACUCUCAGUGUAAUAAAACUGUUUUUCUGCUGUCUUUUAAGUUUAGAUAUAGAUUUGUUGACACCCUGAUUUCUUUGCGUAUUCUCCCUGCUGUUUUUUUCUGAUCUUAUUCUGUGAUCUUAUUAUGUGUUCUAGAUCCAACACUCCAGAAACAAGCAGAUGAAGGAAAUGUUCCCAGAAGGCUUUGGGAUCCACCAUGCUGGCAUGCUGCGGUCUGACCGUAGCCUCAUGGAGAACUCGUUCUCUAAAGGCCACCUGAAAGUUCUGGUCUGCACUGCCACUUUAGCCUGGGGAGUGAACCUGCCAGCCCAUGCAGUUAUCAUUAAGGGAACUCAAAUCUACGAUGCAAAGCGUGGUGCCUUUGUGGACCUGGGAAUUUUGGACGUCAUGCAGAUUUUUGGCCGAGCGGGUCGACCUCAGUUUGACAAGUACGGAGAGGGCACCAUCAUCACCACCCAUGACAAGCUGAGUCAUUACCUCACCCUGCUCACCCAGCAAAAUCCCAUCGAGAGUCAGUUCCUGGGCAGCCUAGCUGACAACUUGAAUGCAGAGAUCGCUCUGGGAACUGUGACCAAUGUGGAGGAGGCUGUGAAGUGGCUCAGUUACACAUAUCUAUAUGUCCGGAUGAGGGCCAACCCACUGGUGUAUGGCAUCAACCACAAAGCCUUUCAGAUGGAUCCAGCUUUGGAGCUGCACAGGAAGGAGCUUGUGGUGGAGUCUGGCCGGAAGCUGGACAAGGCCAGGAUGAUCCGCUUUGAUGAGCGCACCUGCUACUUCGCCUCUACAGACCUGGGCAGGACAGCCAGCCACUUCUAUAUUAGAUAUAAUACCAUUGAGACAUUCAACGAACUUUUUAACUCACAGAAGACUGAAGCAGACAUCCUCAGUAUUGUGUCCAAGGCAGAGGAGUUUGAUCAGUUGAAGGUCCGUGAUGAGGAGUUGGAGGAGCUGGAUCAGUUGCUGCAAAACCAUUGCAUCCUUUCUGCAGCGGGCGGUGUGGAGAACAGUUAUGGCAAAGUUAACAUUUUGCUGCAGACUUACAUUGGAAGGGGAGAAGUUGAUAGCUUCUCACUCGUCUCAGACCUGUCAUAUGUGGCACAGAACGCUGCUCGGAUUGUCAGAGCUUUGUUCGAGAUCGCUCUGAGGAAGCGCUGGCCUGCCAUGACCUACCGACUGCUCAACCUCUGCAAGGUGAUCGACAGGCGACUGUGGGGCUUUGCCCACCCUCUUCGCCAGUUCCCCAACCUGAGCCAUGUCAUACUCAAUCGCUUGGAGGAGAAGAGGCUUACAGUGGACAAACUGAAGGAAAUGAAGAAGGAUGAAAUUGGUCACAUGCUGCACCAUGUCAACAUUGGAUUAACUGUCAAGCAGUGCGUCCACCAGAUUCCUGCCUUCACAAUGGAGGCGAGCGUCCAGCCAAUAACACGCACAGUUUUACGUGUGCGACUCAUCAUCACUCCUGAUUUCCGCUGGAAUGACCAGGUCCACGGAUCUGUGGGUGAGCCAUGGUGGUUGUGGGUGGAAGACCCCAUCAAUGAUCACAUCUACCACUCUGAGUACUUCCUCCUGCAGAAGAAACAGGUGGUAACCAAAGAGCCUCAGCACAUAGUAUUCACCAUUCCCAUCUUUGAGCCGUUACCCUCCCAGUACUACAUUAAGGCAGUUUCUGAUCGCUGGCUUGGAGCCGAGGCUGUGUGCAUCAUCAACUUCCAGAACCUCAUUCUACCUGAGCGACAUCCUCCACACACUGGUACACAUAAGCAAACACACACACAAUGUCCGACCAAAUUCAAGAAAGCCACUGGAUUUAUUAUUGCAAGCAGAAAACCUCCCACAUGAGAAGUACUCCACUUU
Messenger RNA from Poecilia latipinna (sailfin molly), 1883 nucleotides. Its product is annotated as activating signal cointegrator 1 complex subunit 3-like. Bases 189 to 1868 code for a protein of 559 amino acids. The record is from RefSeq and is a predicted model, not a curated record. The transcript is spliced from 10 exons. Lineage: Eukaryota; Metazoa; Chordata; Actinopteri; Cyprinodontiformes; Poeciliidae.